Capsella rubella is the source of this 3724-nucleotide messenger RNA. Its product is annotated as ABC transporter B family member 22. Bases 16 to 3714 code for a protein of 1232 amino acids. Gene Ontology annotation, biological process: transmembrane transport. Gene Ontology annotation, molecular function: ATP binding; ATP hydrolysis activity; ABC-type transporter activity. NCBI's taxonomy places the organism in Eukaryota, Viridiplantae, Streptophyta, Magnoliopsida, Brassicales, Brassicaceae. The transcript has 7 exons. The record is from RefSeq and is a predicted model, not a curated record. Gene Ontology annotation, cellular component: membrane.
GAGAGGAAGAAGAAGAUGAUGAAGAGCUGUCGAAGCAUAUUCAUGCAUGCGGAUGGUGUGGAUUUAGUGCUGAUGGGAUUAGGUUUAAUCGGAGCCAUAGCUGAUGGCUUCAUCACUCCUAUCACAUUUUUCAUUACAGGCUUGCUACUGAACAACAUCGGUGGUUCCAAAGUCGGUGAUGAAAAAUUCAUGCAUGCCAUCAUGAAGAACGCUGUAGCUUUACUUUAUGUCGCUGGUGCAUCUUUGGUGAUAUGUUUCGUUGAAGGAUAUUGCUGGACAAGGACAGGGGAGAGGCAAGCAUCAAGAAUGAGAGAGAGGUACUUAAGAGCAGUGUUAAGACAAGAUGUUGGUUACUUUGAUCUUCAUGUCACAAGCACUUCUGAUGUUAUCACUAGUGUCUCUAGUGACACUCUUGUCAUCCAAGACGUCCUUAGUGAAAAGUUACCAAACUUUUUGAUGAAUGCAUCGGCAUUUGUCGCAAGCUACAUCGUGGGAUUCUUCAUGUUGUGGAGACUCGCAAUCGUAGGCUUCCCGUUCUUUAUCCUCCUCUUGAUCCCCGGACUGAUGUGUGGAAGAGUCCUUAUCAGCAUCUCAAGAAAAAUACGCGAAGAGUACAAUGUGGCUGGUUCUAUUGCCGAGCAAGCCAUCUCGUUGGUGCGAACCGUCUAUGCAUUUGGUAGUGAGAAGAAGAUGAUAUCGAAAUUCUCAGCUGCACUUCAAGGCUUGGUGAAGCUAGGACUAAGACAAGGACUAGCUAAAGGAAUUGCCAUUGGGAGCAAUGGUAUUGUUUUCGCCAUUUGGGGGUUCAUGACUUGGUACGGAAGUCGAAUGGUUAUGUACCACGGCGCCAAAGGCGGUACUAUCUUCGCAGUCAUCAUAUGCAUCACCUUUGGUGGCACAUCGUUUGGUCGAGGUUUGUCGAAUCUCAAAUAUCUCUCAGAGGCGGUUGUAGCGGGGGAAAAGAUUAUCAAAGUGAUUAAAAGAGUUCCCAAUAUUGAUUCGGACAACACGGAUGGUAAAAUUUUACAAAAUGUAAAAGGAGAAGUUGAAUUUAAGCAUGUUAAAUUCAUGUACCCGUCUAGACCUGAAACCUCAAUCUUUGAUGAUUUUUGUUUGAAAAUUCCAAGUGGGAAAACUGUGGCUUUGGUGGGUGCAAGCGGAUCGGGAAAAUCAUCUGUGAUAUCUCUUUUGCAAAGGUUCUAUGAUCCCAUCGGGGGAGAUAUUCUCAUUGAUGGUGUGUCCAUUAGUAAGUUGCAAGUUAAAUGGUUGAGAUCACAAAUGGGUCUUGUUAGCCAAGAGCCAGCGCUCUUUGCUACAUCGAUAGAAGAGAACAUACUAUUUGGUAAAGAGGAUGCAUCCAUGGAUGAAGUAGUGGAAGCUGCAAAGUCUUCAAAUGCUCAUGAUUUCAUUUCUCAUUUUCCUUUUGGUUACAAAACUCAGGUUGGAGAGAGAGGAGUGCAAAUGUCAGGGGGUCAGAAACAGAGAAUUGCGAUUGCACGUGCGAUAAUCAAGUCACCAACAAUUCUCCUGUUAGACGAGGCAACAAGCGCAUUAGACUCAAAAUCCGAAAGAGUAGUCCAAGAAGCCUUAGACAAUGCCUCUAUUGGUCGUACAACUAUUGUUAUUACCCACCGCCUCUCUACUAUUCGUAAUGUCGAUGUUAUAUGUGUAUUCCACAACGGUCGCAUUGUAGAAAGUGGAUCACAUGAAGACCUCAUGGAGAACUUAGAAGGUCAAUAUUCUUCUCUAGUCCGCUUACAGUUGAUAGAAAAUGAAGAAUUGGAUGAUAACAAUAAAGUAAGUUUGCAAAGGGAUCAACUCUCAAUUUCGAGCAAAGAUUUGAAGUACAGUCCAAGAAUUUCUAAUCAAAACUUGUCAAACUUGUUCAUGAGUUCAAGCACCGAUACAAAUCUUUGUGCUUCGAUCCCAAAGGAUAAGAAGACGCUUGUACCAUCGUUUAAGAGAUUGAUGGCGAUGAAUAAACCAGAGUGGAAACAUGCACUGUAUGGUUGCUUAAGUGCAGCUCUAUAUGGGGCCAUACAACCAACAUAUUCUUAUGUUUCAGGAUCAAUGGUGUCAGUGUACUUUCUAAAGAGCCAUGAUGAGAUCAAGGAAAAUACAAGGAUCUAUGUGUUGCUCUUCUUUGGUCUAUCUAUGUUCAGUUUUGUGAUAAGUAUCAUUCAACAUUAUAGUUUUGCUUACAUGGGUGAAUACCUAACAAAACGUAUCCGAGAAAAUAUUCUUUCAAAGCUAUUGACCUUUGAAGUAAGCUGGUUCGAUGAAGAAGAGAACUCGAGUGGUGUAAUUUGCUCUAGACUAGCAAAAGAUGCGAACGUGGUGAGAUCACUUGUUGGUGAACGAGUGUCAUUGUUGGUACAAACUAUAUCAGCAGUGAGUAUAGCUUGCACACUUGGUAUGGUCAUUGCAUGGAAAUUCGCCAUUGUGAUGAUCGCGGUACAGCCAGUGGUUGUUUUGUGCUUCUACGGCCAACGUAUUGUACUCAAAAGCUUAUCCAUAAAAGCUAUUGAAGCUCAAGACGAGAGCAGCAAACUAGCUGCGGAAGCUGUCUCCAAUAUCCGAACCAUCACAGCUUUUUCAUCACAAGAACGAAUAUUAAAAUUACUCGAAAGAGUUCAAGACGGUCCACGGAGAGAAAACAUCCGGCAAUCAUGGUUAGCUGGGAUUGUACUUGGAACGUCGCGAUGCCUCAUGACUAGCAUUUCAGUUUUGAAUUUCUGGUAUGGGAGUAGACUUAUAGCUGAUGGGAAGAUAACGUCAAAAGCAUUCUUUGAGUUGUUUAUAGUAUUUGUUAGUACUGGUCGUGUUAUUGCAGAAGCUGGGGCCAUGACUACGGAUCUAGCCAAGGGCUCGGAUGCAGUUGCCUCGGUUUUCGCAGUAUUGGAUCGCUGCACAACAAUUGAGCCCGAGAACCCGGAUGGAUCCCAACCGGAAAAUAUCAAGGGACAAAUCAGUUUUGUCAAUGUGGACUUCGCUUACCCAACACGACCAGAUGUAAUGAUACUCAAGAACAUUUCCAUGGAGAUUAACGAGGGGAAGUCUACAGCGAUAGUCGGUCCAAGCGGGUCUGGUAAAUCCACAAUAAUUGGCCUAAUCGAGCGGUUCUACGACCCGUUAAAGGGUAGUGUAAAAAUAGAUGGUCGCGACAUAAGAUCGUAUAAUCUAAGAUUGCUUCGUCAACACAUAGCUUUGGUUAGUCAAGAGCCAGUAUUGUUUGCUGGAACGAUCCGAGAGAACAUAAUUUUUGGAGGAACAUCAGACAAGAUCGACGAGACUGAGGUUAUCGAGGCGGCAAAGGCAGCGAACGCUCAUUCUUUCAUCUUAUCAUUAUCGAACGGCUACGAGACGUAUUGUGGAGAUAGAGGUAUACAAUUGUCAGGUGGUCAAAAACAGAGAAUAGCUAUCGCUCGAGCGGUUCUAAAGAACCCAUCAGUGUUGCUUCUUGAUGAAGCUACGAGCGCUCUAGACAACCAAUCAGAGCGUAUUGUGCAGGACGCACUCGAGCGUUUGAUGGUUGGGAGGACAAGCGUUGUGAUCGCACAUAGACUUAGUACGAUUCAAAAGUGUGACAUGAUAAGUGUUUUAGACAAAGGGGAAGUUGUGGAGUGUGGAACACAUGCUUCCUUAAUUGGAAAAGGUUCCACAGGGAUAUAUUUCUCAUUGGUUAGUCGCCAGACAACUCAGUUUGUUUCGUAACGUUGAAUGA